Molecule: messenger RNA, 1928 nt
Organism: Anopheles funestus (African malaria mosquito)
Lineage: Eukaryota; Metazoa; Arthropoda; Insecta; Diptera; Culicidae
Exons: 6
Coding region: 286-1308 (340 amino acids)
Source: RefSeq, a predicted model, not a curated record
AUUGGUGCGGUUUGGGGUGUGAUCGAAAAAAUAAAGACAGUCGGCCGGCUGCUCGAAUGGAUCAGUUUAAAUUUUGCUAUCCAUGAGGGAAGCUCCAAGCUUGGGAGCGCGUGCGUUUUUAAUUACUUUCAUAAUUUGUUAAAAAAAAGUUUUCAUUAGUUUUGUUGUUGUACGUGCAGUGUUUUACCAAGUGUGUGUAUUUACGGCACCAUAUUAAAGAAAGAAUUGUACAAAACACGUGACUGCCCUUACAAAAGCAAGUGUUGGUGCAACCAGAACGCAGAGAUGAGCUUGGCAGUGUCUAGGGUGCGGCCACUGUUCCGAUGGUUGCUCCCAAUGUUGCUGCUCGCUAACGCUGCGCUAGAGGUGCACGGACAUGGCCGCAUGAUGGAACCGCCGGCACGCAAUGCGAUGUGGCGCUUCGGUUUUCCAAAUCCGGUCAACUACAACGAUAACGAGCUGUUUUGCGGUGGGUACGCGGUACAGUGGGAACAGAACCAGGGCAGCUGUGGCGUUUGUGGCGAUGCGUACAACUUACGGUCGCCCCGACCGCAUGAGGCGGGCGGCGAGUAUGGUAAGGGUAUCGUGUCGCGUCGGUACGUAGCCGGACAGGAGGUUGAGGUGGAGAUCGAACUGACCGCUAAUCAUAUGGGCCGGUUCGAGCUGUACCUCUGUCCGAACAAUAAUCCGAACGCGGAAGCGACCCAAGAAUGCUUCGAUCGUUAUCCGUUGUAUCUUAGCGGUACACGGGAGGUUCGGUUCUUCAUUCCACCGGACUCGAAGAAAAAGGACGUGUUUCGGUAUCGUGUGCAGCUGCCGUUAUAUGUUAGCUGCACGCAAUGCGUACUGCAGUGGACGUACUUUACCGGUAAUAUGUGGGGAAGGUGUGACAACGGUACCGAGUCCGUUGGAUGCGGUAGACCAGAAACGUUCCGGAACUGUGCGGACAUCAGCAUCGUGUCGAAUACUGGUGGCCGGCCACCACUAUUCGUAGGCAAUAAUAACCCAUUCCUGCUGUACUACCGAGAUUUCCGCGACCCCAAGCCGGACAAUGUUUAUCCACUCAUCAUCCGGGAUCAGGUGUGUCUACCCACUGCGACCUACCGCAGCUUUAUCGGAAUGGAAGAUUGGUGCCAGAACAACUGCCUACGCUAUCCACCCAACUGUCCGGAAACGGUGUGCCACUGCCCACAAACGUGCGAAGCGAUCGGUGAGCUGCGAGGCCGCGAGGGAGCCGACGUAUACUGUCUGGACCAGUGUCUCAACUUCAAGUCCAACUGCCCAGCCGACAGAUGUCGUUGCUACUGAAUGCGCCAUUGCAGAAAUGCGUGCGUGUGUGUGUGCGUGUAUUUGAUUGUGUGGAGUAUGUGUGCCGUAUUGCGUCGAAUGAACGAGAACUAUCAGGACGAACUGAAGGACGAAUCUAGAACUGCAAUGUCCGUACUGGACGAAAGGUGAAAGAGACGUGCUUCAACACUCUGUUUUGUUUUGUGUAUGUGUAUGUGUGCGUGUAUAUGUAGAAGGUCGUCAGUUUUUUUUGGGAUGUUGCGGCAUUCGGUAAGGAGUCGUCACUUUCGCCCUCGGCACUGUCGUGAAAGCGAGAUAGAAAGCAAACGUCUUCAACUCAUAACUCAAGGAAAAUUAGGACUUGCGUCUAACCGUACAGCAAUACGAGUCAUCAUUUGUUUGCCCACUUCUUGCCGCUAUUUCUGCAGGGCAAUUACUUACAUUAUCACAUUGGGGAAGAAAAAAACACCGAUUUAAAGAGGAGAAGCAGCUAUUGGUUGCCAACCGUCUAACCGUCGUUUAAGACACCUUGCAGAGACCGUGCAGAGUUCAAAGAGGAUGGGGGAAAAAGAUCUUACGGAAUGUCUUGUAACAGUUGAACUGUACGAUAGAAAUAAAACAAUAAGUUAAUCCUGUACCGA